Oryctolagus cuniculus (rabbit) is the source of this 3913-nucleotide messenger RNA. RefSeq names its product ubiquitin specific peptidase 7 (gene USP7). Lineage: Eukaryota; Metazoa; Chordata; Mammalia; Lagomorpha; Leporidae. Gene Ontology annotation, molecular function: protein binding; cysteine-type deubiquitinase activity. Gene Ontology annotation, biological process: regulation of protein stability; protein deubiquitination. The record is from RefSeq and is a predicted model, not a curated record. Gene Ontology annotation, cellular component: nucleus; cytosol.
CGCCCCGCCGCCGCCGCCGCCGCCGCCGCCCCGGCUCGCCGCCGCCCGCCCGCCGGGCCCGCAGCCCCGGCUUCUGGCCGCAGGCGAGGCCCAGGCCGCGGCCGACAUGAACCACCAGCAGCAGCAACAGCAGAAAGCGGGCGAGCAGCAGCUGAGCGAGCCCGAGGACAUGGAGAUGGAAGCUGGAGAUACAGAUGACCCACCCAGAAUCACUCAAAACCCUGUUAUCAACGGCAAUGUGGCCCUGAGCGACGGGCACAGCAACACGGAGGAGGACAUGGAGGACGACACCAGUUGGCGCUCCGAGGCCACCUUUCAGUUCACUGUCGAGCGCUUCAGCAGACUGAGUGAGUCGGUCCUUAGCCCUCCGUGUUUUGUGCGAAAUCUGCCAUGGAAGAUUAUGGUGAUGCCACGCUUUUAUCCAGACAGACCACACCAAAAAAGCGUAGGAUUCUUUCUGCAGUGCAAUGCUGAAUCUGAUUCCACGUCGUGGUCUUGUCAUGCGCAGGCAGUACUGAAGAUAAUAAACUACAGAGACGACGAGAAGUCAUUCAGUCGCCGCAUUAGCCAUUUGUUCUUCCAUAAAGAAAAUGAUUGGGGAUUUUCCAAUUUUAUGGCCUGGAGUGAAGUGACGGAUUCUGAGAAAGGAUUUAUAGAUGAUGACAAAGUGACAUUUGAAGUCUUUGUACAGGCCGAUGCUCCCCAUGGAGUUGCGUGGGAUUCAAAGAAGCACACAGGCUAUGUGGGCUUAAAGAACCAGGGAGCGACUUGUUACAUGAACAGCCUGCUGCAGACUUUGUUUUUCACAAACCAGCUACGAAAGGCUGUCUACAUGAUGCCGACAGAGGGCGAUGAUUCAUCUAAAAGCGUACCGUUAGCCUUACAGAGAGUGUUCUACGAACUACAGCACAGUGACAAGCCCGUGGGAACAAAAAAGCUGACAAAGUCAUUUGGGUGGGAAACCUUAGAUAGCUUCAUGCAACAUGAUGUGCAAGAGCUCUGUCGAGUGUUGCUUGAUAAUGUGGAAAAUAAGAUGAAAGGCACAUGUGUAGAAGGCACCAUCCCAAAACUAUUCAGAGGAAAAAUGGUGUCCUACAUUCAGUGCAAAGAAGUGGACUAUCGGUCUGAUAGAAGAGAAGAUUAUUACGAUAUCCAGCUAAGUAUAAAAGGAAAGAAAAAUAUCUUUGAGUCAUUUGUGGAUUAUGUGGCCGUAGAACAGCUGGAUGGUGACAAUAAGUACGAUGCCGGGGAGCACGGCCUGCAGGAAGCAGAGAAAGGGGUGAAAUUCCUCACGUUGCCACCAGUGUUACAUCUACAGCUGAUGAGAUUCAUGUAUGAUCCUCAGACGGACCAAAACAUCAAGAUCAACGAUAGGUUUGAGUUCCCGGAACAAUUACCACUUGAUGAAUUUUUGCAAAAAACAGAUCCUAAAGACCCUGCAAAUUACAUUCUCCAUGCAGUCCUCGUUCACAGUGGAGAUAACCAUGGCGGACACUACGUGGUUUAUCUGAACCCCAAAGGGGAUGGCAAAUGGUGCAAGUUCGAUGACGACGUGGUGUCGCGCUGCACCAAGGAGGAGGCGAUCGAGCACAAUUACGGGGGCCAUGACGACGACCUGUCCGUCCGGCACUGCACCAACGCCUACAUGCUGGUGUACAUCAGGGAGUCAAAGCUGAGUGAGGUUCUACAAGCAGUCACAGACCAUGAUAUUCCGCAGCAGCUGGUGGAACGGUUGCAAGAAGAGAAGAGGAUCGAGGCUCAGAAACGGAAGGAGCGGCAGGAAGCCCAUCUCUAUAUGCAAGUGCAGAUCGUCGCAGAGGACCAGUUCUGUGGCCACCAAGGAAAUGACAUGUAUGACGAAGAGAAAGUGAAGUACACUGUGUUCAAAGUCCUGAAGAACUCCUCUCUGGCCGAGUUUUUUCAGAUCCUCUCUCAUACCAUGGGAUUUCCACAAGACCAGAUUCGAUUGUGGCCCAUGCAAGCAAGGAGUAAUGGAACAAAACGACCGGCGAUGUUGGACAAUGAAGCUGACGGCAGUAAAACAAUGAUUGAACUCAGUGAUAAUGAGAACCCCUGGACGAUAUUCCUGGAAACAGUUGAUCCUGAGUUGGCUGCGAGUGGAGCAACAUUACCCAAGUUUGAUAAAGACCAUGAUGUAAUGUUAUUUUUGAAGAUGUAUGAUCCCAAAACACGCAGCUUGAAUUACUGUGGGCACAUCUACACCCCCAUAUCCUGUAAAAUACGUGACUUGCUCCCGGUUAUGUGUGACAGAGCAGGAUUUAUCCAAGAUACUAGCCUUAUCCUCUAUGAGGAAGUUAAGCCGAACUUAACAGAGAGAAUUCAGGACUAUGACGUGUCUCUUGACAAAGCACUCGACGAACUCAUGGACGGUGACAUUAUCGUAUUUCAAAAGGAUGACCCCGAAAAUGAUAACAGUGAAUUACCCACGGCAAAAGAAUAUUUCAGAGACCUCUACCACCGCGUUGAUGUCAUUUUCUGUGAUAAAACAAUCCCUAAUGAUCCUGGAUUUGUGGUUACAUUAUCAAAUAGAAUGAAUUAUUUUCAGGUCGCAAAGACAGUUGCCCAGAGGCUCAACACGGAUCCCAUGUUGCUGCAGUUCUUCAAGUCUCAAGGGUAUAGGGACGGCCCAGGCAAUCCUCUUAGACAUAACUAUGAAGGUACUUUAAGAGAUCUUCUACAGUUCUUCAAGCCUAGACAACCUAAGAAGCUUUACUAUCAGCAGCUUAAGAUGAAAAUCACAGACUUUGAGAACAGACGAAGUUUUAAGUGUAUAUGGUUAAACAGCCAGUUUAGGGAAGAGGAAAUAACACUAUAUCCAGACAAGCACGGGUGUGUCCGGGACCUGUUAGAAGAAUGUAAAAAGGCUGUGGAGCUCGGUGAGAAAGCAUCAGGGAAACUUAGGCUGCUAGAAAUUGUAAGCUACAAGAUUAUUGGGGUGCAUCAAGAAGAUGAACUACUAGAAUGUUUAUCUCCUGCAACGAGUCGAACGUUUCGAAUAGAGGAAAUACCGCUGGACCAGGUAGACAUUGAUAAGGAGAACGAGAUGCUGAUCACAGUGGCACAUUUCCACAAAGAGGUGUUUGGGACAUUUGGUAUCCCGUUUUUGCUGAGGAUACACCAGGGCGAGCAUUUCAGAGACGUCAUGAAGCGGAUCCAGAGCCUGCUGGACAUCCAGGAGAAGGAGUUUGAGAAGUUUAAAUUCGCAAUUGUAAUGAUGGGCCGACACCAGUAUAUAAAUGAAGAUGAGUAUGAAGUAAACUUGAAAGACUUUGAGCCUCAGCCUGGUAACAUGUCUCAUCCUCGGCCGUGGCUGGGGCUCGACCACUUCAACAAAGCCCCAAAGCGGAGUCGCUACACGUACCUGGAGAAGGCUAUUAAGAUCCAUAACUGAGUGUCCCCGGGGUGUGCGAGGCGGGGGUGGCGCGUGGUGCGCGCCCCUUUUUAACAGCCGCAGAACUCUGGUACACGUGUGCUCUAGCCCGUCUUCAGCAAGAGGAGCUGCUGCUGAUGUUAAUUUUAUUUUGUUGAGGCUGUUCAGUUUGGCUUCUCUGUAUCUAUUGACUGCCCUUUUUGAGCAAAAUGAAGGUGUUUUUAUAAAGCUUGGAUGCCAAUGAGAGUUAUUUUAUGGUAACCACAAUGCAAGGCAACUGUGGGCAUCAUGGGGAGAGGUGAGCGGAGCGUGUCACUGGCAGGAGGUCUCCAGGCUGUCUUGUAGCUGCAGGCGCUGCCCGGCCGCCCUCGCAGGCCCCGGCCCCAGCCCUGCCGCCGCCGGGAAGUCUGGUGUCCGGGCUCGUCUGACUUCCUUCCUUCAGUUAUACUUUCAAUGACCUUUUGUGCAUCUGUAAAGGCAAAACAGAAACUCACAACCUAAUAAAUAGCGCUCUUUCCUUCA